CCUCCUCAUUCCGUGCGCUCGUCCCGCUGAGGAAGCACCGUGACCUUCUUAACCAGACCUCCAGCUCACUCCUCCCGGCUCUCCCGGCUCUCCUGGCUCUCCUGGCUCUCCUGAGUCUCCUGAGUAUCCUGGAUCUCCUGGAUCUCCUGGAUCUCCCUGCUAUCCCGGGUCUCCUGGGUCGGAACCGUCCCGCCAUGCGUCCCCGGUUCCUCCUGUGCGUAACGGCGCUGCUCCUCUCCUGCGCGCCGCUGUCCGAGGCGCGCGUCUCCAAGCGCUUGGCCAUCGACUGUCCGGAGAAGUGCGACAAGUCCGAGUGUCCGCAGAUCCCCGCCGACUGCCUGGCCGGGGACGAGCUGGACCACUGCGGCUGCUGCCCGGUGUGCGCGUCCGGCGAGGGCGCGCCCUGCGCCGGGGACCGGGAAUGCGCCGACGGCCAGCGGUGCGUGGUGACAGACGGCGUGGAGGCGUCCGCCACCGUGCGGCGGCGAGCGAAGCCCGGCGUGUGCGUGUGCAGCAUCUCCGAGCCGGUGUGCGGCAGCGACGGAGUCUCGUACCGGAACAUCUGCGAGCUGAAGCGCGUCAGCAGCCGCGCAGCGACGCUGCAGCAGCCGCCCGCCAUCCUCAUCCAGAGAGGAGCCUGCGGCAAAGGUCAGCAGAACCCCGACAGUCUUCGCUUCAAGUACAACUUCAUUGCUGAUGUGGUGGAGAAAAUCGCCCCUGCCGUCGUUCACAUCGAGCUCUUUCGCAAGAUGAUCUUCUCCAAGCGGGAGGUGGCCGUCGCCAGCGGCUCCGGUUUCAUGGUGUCGGAGGACGGGCUCAUCGUAACCAACGCCCACGUGGUGGCCAAUAAGCACCGGGUGAAGGUGGAGCUGAAGAGCGGCGCCACGUACGACGCCAAGAUCAAAGACAUCGACGAGAAGGCCGACAUCGCUCUGAUCCAGAUCGACACGCCGACUAAGCUGCCGGUGUUGCUGCUCGGUCGGUCUUCAGACCUGCGUCCAGGCGAGUUUGUGGUUGCCAUCGGUAGCCCGUUCUCCCUGCAGAACACCGUCACCACUGGCAUCGUCAGCACCACCCAGAGGGGGGGCAAGGAGCUGGGCCUCCGCAACUCCGACAUGGAUUACAUCCAGACGGACGCCAUCAUCAACUACGGCAAUUCAGGAGGACCAUUGGUCAAUCUGGAUGGGGAGGUGAUUGGCAUCAACACUCUGAAGGUCACUGCAGGAAUCUCCUUCGCCAUCCCGUCAGACAAGAUCCGACAGUUCCUGGCAGAGUCACAUGACCGGCAGGCUAAAGGUAAAACGUCCCCAAAGAAGAAAUACAUCGGUGUCCGAAUGAUGAGUCUCACUCCGUCGCUGGCGAAGGACCUGAAGGAGAGGCAGUCGGACUUCCCCGACGUCACUUCCGGGGCGUACGUCAUCGAGGUCCUCAGUCGAACUCCAGCUGAGACAGCCGGCCUGAAGGAGAGCGACGUCAUCAUCAGCAUCAACGGAGAGCGGAUCGCCUCGGCCAGCGACGUCAGCGCUGCCAUCAAGCGGGACGAAAAGCUGCGGACGGUGGUGCGGCGAGGCAACGAGGACGUCAUCGUCACCAUCGUCCCCGAGGAGGUCGACCCUUGACCCCAACACCCACCUUCAACACUCAACCAAUCCCCGAGCUGGCUCUCAAUGCUUUUCAGCCAAUCAUGGACACUCUGGAAACAUCCAGUAGGGGGCGUGUCAGAGAGGCCACACACUCAGCUUUUUUCCUCUUCAUUUUAAAACGCUCUCACACUGUGAGAGGUUCGUUAUCUGGGAACAUAGCUUCUGCCGCGUCGUCAUGCUUGUCCUGUCAGCUCCGGUUUUCCUCUAAUCUCCUUCCCUCCAUCGUCACAGAUCUUCCAAACUAACGCCGCCUGUCGCUGCAGAGACGAUGCUGCAGGGUUCCCAUGUUCACUGUGCACUGUACGUUCUCCAUGGAAUGUUUUAUAAUAGUGUUUUUUUCUUUGUGUUUGAUGACAGUGUUUUCAAAAAAAAGGGAAUAAAGUUAUUUUUAAAAAUAUAA
This is a messenger RNA of Cololabis saira (Pacific saury), 2043 nucleotides long. It is a transcript of the gene htra1b, whose product is annotated as HtrA serine peptidase 1b. Gene Ontology annotation, cellular component: extracellular region. The record is from RefSeq and is a predicted model, not a curated record. Gene Ontology annotation, molecular function: serine-type endopeptidase activity; protein binding. NCBI's taxonomy places the organism in Eukaryota, Metazoa, Chordata, Actinopteri, Beloniformes, Belonidae. The transcript has 10 exons. The coding region runs from base 195 to 1619 and encodes 474 amino acids. Gene Ontology annotation, biological process: programmed cell death; positive regulation of apoptotic process; proteolysis.